CUAGACGUCAAAAAGUGUAAACAGUACGCUUCGAUUUCGAUUGUAUUCAAGUCGGUUCCGCAGAAAACAGCGAAAUUUCCCAUCAAAUCCUUUCAAUUCCACCUGAAAAAUGACCUUUGAUGCAGCCACUCACGAUGACGGACCCGGAUUUGUGGGCAUCCGCUUCUGUCAGGAAUGCAACAACAUGUUAUACCCGAAAGAAGACAAAGAAAACAAGGUUCUGCUUUACGCCUGCCGGAACUGCGACUACAAACAGGAAGCCGACUCCAAUUGCAUUUACGUGAACAAAAUUAUGCACGAAAUUGACGAAUUGACCCACAUCGUACCGGACGUGAUAUCGGACCCGACGCUGCCCCGGACGGAAGAACAUGCCUGCCCCAAGUGCACCCACCGGGAAGCGGUAUUUUUCCAGGCACAGACCCGACGAGCUGAAGAAGAAAUGAGACUGUACUAUGUGUGUACCAAUCCCGGAUGUUGCCACCGUUGGACUGAGUAAGGGAAGUGACUAAAGGCUAACGGGAUGAAUAGGCAGUUGAUGACGAUGGUGGUUAAAAUGGUCCAUCAUUUCGAUGUGACGGGUCCAGAUGGAGAGCUACCAAUAACAAGACCAAGGUGAGCUGAUGGGAAAUUCAAAA
This is a messenger RNA of Aedes aegypti (yellow fever mosquito), 635 nucleotides long. RefSeq names its product DNA-directed RNA polymerase II subunit RPB9 (gene RpII15). Lineage: Eukaryota; Metazoa; Arthropoda; Insecta; Diptera; Culicidae. The record is from RefSeq and is a predicted model, not a curated record. Gene Ontology annotation, cellular component: RNA polymerase II, core complex. Gene Ontology annotation, biological process: transcription-coupled nucleotide-excision repair; DNA-templated transcription; maintenance of transcriptional fidelity during transcription elongation by RNA polymerase II. Gene Ontology annotation, molecular function: zinc ion binding; nucleic acid binding; DNA-directed RNA polymerase activity. The transcript has 3 exons. Bases 110 to 496 code for a protein of 128 amino acids.